CCGGCGGGGACGGGCGCUGUCCGUGGUGCUGAGCCUCCGCAGGGCCGGGAGCUGUCCGAGGUGCUGAGCCGCGCCGCCCGGGCGGUACCAUGGUGUUCGCUCCAGGUGAGAAGCCAGGGACGGAGCAAGAUGAAGUUAAGCUGCAGAACGCCAGCAAGCAGAUUGUGCAGACUGCUAUCCUCCGAGCAGUGCAGCAAGUUUCCCAGGAGAGCCAGCAAAAGGAGAAGCGAACAAACAGUACAAGCCUCCAGCUAGAAAGGGGAAAACUAACCAAGAAGCAUGAAAAGAAGUAAGGGAGCAGAUUGGGUUUUUUCAGUCCUCCAGUCUGCAGAGUUUUCAGCCUUCUCUUUAGUAUCAGCUGUAUUGCCAGUGCAAUGCUACUGUUGUAAAGCAAACCAAAGUAUUAUCACACCUAGACAUAGGGUAAAACUGCAAUAGUCCUCAGCUGAGAAAUAUUAAGUGCAUUAGAUGAAUAACUCCAUACUUAUGCAGUGCCUCUUAACAGAAACAAUAACCAUAGUUAUAAAAGUAGUUUCAAGCACAAACUCUUAUGAUAUGAACUUAUUCUCAAAAACUUGUUGUCAGAGCACUUUCAUGUUAAGUUCUUCGUGCAACAUUUAUGUCAGUUCAGCUGGAUGGACUCUUCUUUGAGCAAAUGGGUUCACUGAAGUUGUCUUUACCGAAGAAAUAGUUUACUGUCAAGUAUAGCAGAAUGAUUUCAGACUCCCUUGAAGCAUGGGUUUGUGCUUUGCUUUGAUUAGACAUGAGCUAUGUGAAAUGGAGUAUAAAGUGGAUUUGGCAAGUUCUGUGAGCCAAUUUCUUUUUUCAUCUUAGGAAAAAAAAGAGUAAGACUGCAGUAACUGUGAUCUAUUACUGUGAUCAUAUACCUAUGAUCUCUGUCUUUUUUUAAGAAAGUUAAAAUAAGUACUGAAGUUUUAGUCUACUUAUUUGAAAUACUUCUAUACUUCUGCAUAAAAAUCACUUGUGCCUCAACUAUUCCUUUUAAUUUUCUUGAUAUUGAAAGAAGAUAAACUGAUGCAAUGAUAAGGAGUUCACCAAUAUAUUCUUCAGUUUUGCAGCUUUUCUGGGGCUUGAUUUACAAGACUGGAGUGUCUUAAAAAAGGGGUUGAAUUUAUUAAUAUCUUGAAGGAUGAAAAUAUACUGUGUCUGAAUUCUGUCACGGUAGAUAUUUCUCACCUGCUGUGCAUAAAGUGACUUUAUAUAUUUGCAAUUGUAACAUAGAUUCACCUUAAAUAGCACUGCAUUAAGCUGGUAAUACAGAGCUUACCCUUUAAGUGCUCUAUAUAGCUGAAGAAAUCCAUGAUGUUUCAGAAAAUACAAAUUAAAUAAACGUUCCCUUCACUUUUAUGCUCCCUUUCUGUAAUGAUGAUUGCGCUAUUAUAUGUCUGAAAUUAAUAACUGUGUAUUUAAUUCUAGAAAUGGCUUGUAGCUCUGCUUCAACUGAAUUCCUGUAGUAAUGCACCUAGAAAUACAGAGAAGCAGAUGUUCUGCAAAACUGCGAACUAUUUUUCUACUCAGCUAGGUGGUUCUCAAAGCGGUUGUGGGUUAAGCAAUUGGCUAUUACUUACUGUGUCCUGUUGCUUGUGUUAAACAAUUUCGGAUUCAUCAUGGCCAGAGGCUUAGCCAUUAAUAGCCACAUACUGUAAUAUUAAGUUUUUAAAUUUGCUUGGUUUCUUUCUUUUUUUUUUUUUAACUUAACAGCACUGACUCAUACAAGAUAAUAAUUAAGCUCAAUCUUCUUUCACUUAAAAAUUAAAAGAAGAAUUCAAUAUGAUUAAAGUUGUUUCAAAUCAUCUAAUAAUGAAAACUGACUCGGAUUCCAAGUACACAGAUGGUUCAGUUCUGUAGACACUGCGUGAAUGUUUUUAGCCAAGCAAACUGAAAGGUGAAAGUGAUUGGGUCUUGAGGCAUGUGUGGUUUUGUUUUAAUAGUAAUUGUUUUACCAUUAGCUUUUUCGUCAGUUCACCUUUGAUUGGGAGGUAACUCUUUUUUAAGCACUCUUUGCAUCUUUGCUUUCUGAGAGCCUAAGAAAACUGAUCAUGAGUAAAGGUUCAAUUCUGAGUCUGACGAGCAGGCAAGUCCAGUGGAUGAGAGAAAGCAAACCUUUUGGAGAGACUCUGUGGUGCAAAACAGUGUUUGCCAUGGACUCACCUACAAUGCUGCAGGAAGGAGAGAUAUCUAACAUAUCAAUUUCUUUGAAAAUAUUCUACUCCUUUAGUGUUUUUUGACACUAUAAAUUUGAAAUGUGUUUGUGUUGGGGUUUUUUUGUAUUCCUGGUAAUUACGUUAAUGAUCUUCAUAUAAUUUUAAAACUUGUUUGUAUGUCAUGUUUUUUUUAAUUAAUCAUUUUAGAGAAAGAAUAAUUUCAAAAGCCAGUGAGUCCAGGCUUUUGCCACUGCUUUAUAUGACCCUAUUCCACUCCUGGUCCCACUCCUCCCACUAUACUGUUCUACAAUAUCUCUUUACUGUCCUAGUCCUUUCAGACACACUAUUACUCAACCAUUUAACAGUCAUGUCCACCACUGUCAGAAUACCGAUACCAUCAGAAGUCUAAUAUCUUGGAAAACUAAAAAUGGUAGGAAGCCUAGCAAAGCCUUGAGGAAGUUUUCUAUAGUCUCCUAUUGAGGACAAACAAAUACUGCAUCUUAAAUAGUGUAGUUUUCCCUGAGAGCCAAAUGAUGUGUCUCCAAUCUAGAGUAUACAUUCCUAAGUUAGAGCAUGCAUUUAGUAUUUCCUAUUGACAACAGAUGUUCCACACACCACUUACAUCCAGGAUGUGCAACUGAGGUUUGUGCUACAUGAGAGAAAACUGCACAAAAGUAAACUUUACCCUUGGUUCAUUACAUGCUUACUACAUGAUGAAAGUGGGUAUUUUUUGGUAUUAUCUUCAGUGACAGAUUAUAUUUUCUGAAGAAAAUACAGACUUUAGAAAUUAUUACAGAUGUGAUGUAGGUCUUUCUACAAAUAAAAAAGAAUGCCUAAAGAAACUCUUA
Molecule: messenger RNA, 3013 nt
Organism: Manacus vitellinus (golden-collared manakin)
Lineage: Eukaryota; Metazoa; Chordata; Aves; Passeriformes; Pipridae
Gene: AKAIN1
Product: A-kinase anchor inhibitor 1
Exons: 2
Coding region: 90-293 (67 amino acids)
Source: RefSeq, a predicted model, not a curated record